Molecule: messenger RNA, 1908 nt
Organism: Spodoptera littoralis (African cotton leafworm)
Lineage: Eukaryota; Metazoa; Arthropoda; Insecta; Lepidoptera; Noctuidae
Source: the annotation of a GenBank genome assembly
AUGCCAGACGCGUUCGAAAGUGCGUAUCCUCUCUCACCACCUCUGAACCCGCAAGAAUUGCGCGCACGCGCCAAUUCUUCCUCAAAGAAAAAAAAGCCAGUGGUUACUUUCCUUGGCGAUGAGGCUGUUGAGAUACCUGACAAAUCAGAGGUCGGUGUAGACAAGCCCUUGGCACGAGGUGAUGUUGAACUCGAUAGUAUCGCAGUAUCAUUUAACACAAUGCAUACAGCUUUACUCGAUAAAAGAGUGCUUGAGCACAGAAUCUUUGUCAACAGAUCGCUGCAUCUAGAAAAUGUUAAAUUUUAUGGCUUUGAUAUGGAUUACACCUUAGCUGAAUAUAAAUCACCAGCGUAUGAAACAUUAGGUUUUAAUUUGACCAAAGAAAGAUUAGUGCACAAAGGUUACCCUGAAGAAAUAUUAGAGUUUGAAUAUGAUCCUUCGUUUCCAGUUAGAGGUCUAUGGUUCGAUACGUUAUACGGAAACCUAUUAAAGGUAGACGCCUAUGGUAAUAUUUUAGUGUGUGUACAUGGAUUUGAAUUCCUAAAGCACUCACAAGUAUACGAAUUGUAUCCGAACAAAUUCUUAACAUUAGAUGAAUCCAGAGUGUAUGUCCUAAAUACGUUGUUCAACUUGCCAGAAACUUAUUUAAUAGCCUGCUUGAUAGACUACUUCACUAAUUCACCACAAUACACAAGAACAAAUUACGGAGUACGAUGUGGGGAUCUAGCUAUGUCGUUUAAGUCAAUCUUCCAAGAUGUAAGAAAUGCUGUGGAUUACGUUCACAUUCACGGAGAUCUCAAGAGCAAGACCAUAGAGAAUUUGGACCUAUACUUGAAGAAAGAUGACAGACUGCCAAUGUUCUUGUCGAGGAUAAAGGAAAGCGGAGCCAAAAUCUUCAUACUAACCAACAGCGAGUACAACUUCACCGACAGGAUUAUGACUUAUCUAUUCGACUUCCCAUACGGUGCUAAGCCUGGCGAACCUCACAGGAACUGGAAGACUUACUUCGACUGGAUCGUAGUGGACGCUAAGAAACCGUUGUUUUUCGGUGAAGGUACAACCCUACGGCAAGUGGACACAAAGACUGGGGCCCUGAAAAUGGGUCACCACGUCGGACCCCUGCACGAGGAGCUCGUUUACUCAGGAGGUUCCUGCGAUGUGUUUACCGAUAUGAUCGGUGCCAAGGGUAAAGAUGUGUUAUACGUUGGCGACCACAUAUUCGGUGAUAUUCUAAAGUCCAAGAAGAUUGGUGGAUGGCGCACCUUCCUCAUAGUACCCGAGCUGGUUCAGGAGCUGCAUGUGUGGACGGACAAGUGCCAGCUGUUUGAACAGCUGCAGGACCUUGACGUCAAACUAGGACAUAUGUACAAAGAUUUAGACUCUGGUACGAAGGUGAAGCCAGAUAUAUCGAAGUUGCGAAUUUCUAUCCGUGACGUCACACAUAAGAUGGACUUGGCGUACGGUAUGCUGGGAUCACUGUUUCGCUCCGGAUCCAGACAGACUUUCUUCUCGUCACAGGUGGUAAGGUACGCGGAUCUAUACGCGGCGUCAUUCCUGAACCUGAUGUACUAUCCGUUCUGCUACAUGUUCCGCGCGCCCGCCAUGCUCAUGCCCCACGAGUCCACAGUCGCACACGAACAACGCUUCACCUUCGACAAACCCACCAUAGACAGGAGCAGGACUUCUAGCGUGCCCCUUAUCAUCGGCGUAGGUGACCUUCCCGAAGAGAUGUCCAGCGGUUCGUCAAACGAAGCCAUUGUCAAGGACAGGCAAAAAGAGGGCGGCGUAACCUUCCAGUCAACAUCAGUGCCGCACAUGCGUCCAGAGACCCCGCGCCAACUGACGCACACGCACGACGAAGACUGUUCAGACGACGAAGAAGUCACCAAGACUGCGCAAACUAAAUAA